AUGGCUAGAACGAAAACAACGAAGCGAAAAUACCCUGAAGUAAACGUUGCAGAAAUGGAAAAUAUAGAUCCUGUGAGGUAUCCUUGUCUCUAUUGUGACAAAAGCUUUACGAGACGCACUUCCCUAAAAAGACACCUAAUAGACCGUCAAGCGCAUUGGAUAACUGCUGGUGAUUUCGCGGAGGCAAUGGAAUGCAUCCAGGGUGGGGUCUGUGGAUCUCAAAUAAUGGCCUGGAGACUAAGUAACCCGAUUAUAUCUCUUCCUUUGGCGACACUUAACCGCAAGAAGGAGUGCGCGAUAAGCCUCCUAGAUAUGGAGGAGGAAUGCGCACCGCAUGUAGAAGAGGAUGAUGGUGCAUCUAUGUCAAAUGCGCCUGCAACUUCUCAACAAUCUGAGUUGACAACUACAACAUCCGCACCGAUGGCGCCUGAUACUUCUUCAUUGGAUAGCGUUCCGGAUUGUAAUGACCAGUUUGUACGCACAGCUUCCCAUACGCCAGUGCCUGCACCAAUUAUAACUACUAGGCAACCCAUACAUGCGCCCAAUUACAACAGCAGGCCUAGCGUCAUCCCAGAGCCUUCCAACCUAGAGCAAGUGACGGACACUAUCAUUGCAAAACAAACUCAGCCUAACAAAGCUAUAUUGAUUGAUAUUAGCGCAAAGAGGCCUGCUCCUGCUGCCUCUCCAGCUGAGGGUGCACCAGCUAAGAUCCGGCGCAGCCUCAGCACGGAAGCGCGCCCAUCGACAGUAAGCCAGGAACCCUCUUUAGCACAUCGCCGUCCAGGAAGUCUCGGUGACCCUGUUCCCCCAAAAGAAUUUGAAGGCCAGCGUGUGUACCAAUUUGGCGAACGAGUAUCCAUAGCGCCAAAUCACUGGGAGUUGAAGCGCAUGGAGGUGAAACUGGUAUACUACGACCCAACCACUAGGAGGGAGCAUGUAGAUUCCCUAGUAUCGACAAUGCGAUAACAAUUUCUCAUAAAAACUUUAUUGAACAUUUUAAUAUCAACAUGACACCAAGGAUUAUUUCAACAUUAUUCAAUCGAACAUUUAAACAACUGGUCGUACGAGUCCAGCAUAAACACUUAUUUUGACAUUUUUGGGAUGUGCCAUAUCCCAACUCUUAUAUUAGCUAAACAGUACCUUUAAUGACAUUUUCCAACGGGACGUUUGGAAUUUAAGUGGAGGGUGGUGUAAGAAAAUGCGUAUAUUUUCUUCUAUAUAUUUCUUACUUCCUGUUUAUAUUGAACACUUCCUGGUUACCCAGUCACAUUUCUGAGAAAUUGCAUCAUUUUCUAAUUAUUCAUCAUGUAAAUGUAUAGUAUAGUUUAAGUAUAUAAGCGUAAAUGUAACUCAUUAAAGUAGAAAGGUUAGCUAUUCCAGCGCCUUUGAUUGGUCACAGAAAGUCGGUGCAGCACAUAUGCUAAUUAGGUAACGCUUUAAAAGCGCGAGCAUAAUGCACCAACUUCACUUUGGUCACUUCGGUCAGUAGCGUGAAGCUACACACUUACUUUGUAUUGUGGCGGGAGGUCACAUUAAGUCAUUUUGGUCAGUGGCAUGAGGCCACACAGUACAUACCUUGAUUUUGUUUCAUGGCAAGAGUCAUGUACUAAUAUGUUACAGUGUUAAUGAGAUGCUACGGUGUCCCCGAAAUUAAAUAUUUGGAGUUAUUGAAUAAAUUAUAUAGAACUUUAUACCAGUGUUUGGACUCAAUCAAUAUAUGCACCAAAGGGUAAGAGAGUAGUGCAAUACUAUAAAUGUGCCCAAUAGUCAACAUUAACUAACUUGAAGCUGCGAGACUAAUUGACGAGCCAUUGCACCGCAAAACUCUACACCACAAACUAUUGCACCGCAAACCUCUGCACCGCAAAUUGUCUGCACCAAAACUAUCUGCACCGCAAAAGUUCUGUAACACCAUCCUUAAUUAAAUAAUCAGUCCAUAGGACACCAAAGCGAGAUAUUCUAUGUUGCUGUACCCGAGUUCCGUCACCAUCCUCGCACACGUCCCCACCAUAAAUAUAAAUUCGUAUAACUAUUCCCCCCUCCCUUAAAUAUGCCUGACGCUACCAACCGCCACUGAUAAGGGAUAAUAACAACAACUAUCGCGGGAAAACGUUACACAUGUAUAAUGCUGCGCAUUCUGGAGCAUGUUAUUUCAUGAUGUUGAAUAUCACUGGUGAUCCACUCGAUUACGCUGGUUACCAAAACGGUUCGUUU
Messenger RNA from Owenia fusiformis, 2214 nucleotides. Lineage: Eukaryota; Metazoa; Annelida; Polychaeta; Sabellida; Oweniidae. The record is from the annotation of a GenBank genome assembly.